AUGGGAGUCCGGGGAGUGCUCACUCUGCUGUUCUGCAUGUGCGGGACAGGGUUGAUUUGCGAACGGGUAAACGGGGUGUUCGCAAGGGAGAAGGCGAAAUUGUUGAAGGUGGGAAGGUCGGAAAGGAGGGCCAACCAUCCAUUACGUAUUAGAAGAGCGAAGGAAGGAUUCAUCAGGUGUAAUGUUGGAGGGAAGGGGACGAAGAAUUUGCAUGGGAGGAUGGACUUCCCCCGAGGGGGUAACCCUACCAGCAUUAGGGAGACGUCCCUUUUUUUUAGUGAAUACCCAGGGGGGUCGUCUUCCUGUGUGUGGACAAACGAACAUGGAGGGAUCACUCCGAGGUGGACCCAAAGGAGAAGUGAGAUGAGCAUCCCUGGUAGAGUGUAUCGAAGUAGGGGGAUGAGUUUAAUGCGCCAAAUGGGGGGACAGAGAUCUGCCUCUUUCAGGCUGGGAGCGAAAAUGCCAGUGAUCACCGUGAAUAGGAAGCUCUUCCCGAAGGACUACAGCACAGACUACGAGGAGGUCUUGCGCAAGUUCAACGUGACCUACAUAAAUUACAAAACGAGGUUAAGGAGUAAAAAGGAAAUAGACAUACGGGCUAUCGAUGAUCUGUAUGGCCAAAUAUAUGACCGCAACGUGUUAAAGAAGCAAUUCUACUUUUUCCUUUACAAUGACGAUAUAAACACCUGUCACAGAGUGUUAAAUGAAAACAGAAAUGUCCUAACGAGGGAGGAGUCCUUUCAAAUGCUAAACAGCUUGCCCUAUAUCUUUUUCAACCACCUGAAGUAUGUCUACCCGACGGAAGAUAAUGUGGACCUCAUACUUUCCAAGCUGCUGAAGACCUACCUGUUCCAAUAUUCCAAUGAUAAGAACAUAGAUUAUUUGAACUUCAAAUAUAGGUAUAAUGAGUUGGAUGAAUAUUGCCAGGGGUUGGAGCGGGCGUUUCUCGCUUGGCAGUCCUCAGGGGUAGACACCCACGUGGCAGCAAAUAUCAACGAAGUAACAACCCUUAGUGACCCCAAGGGUGACGCCAUUUACGACGAUGGGCGAGAUACAAACUACGAGCUGAAAUACAGACACAUGUCCUACGACUACAAAAUCAUCGAAUCUACCAGUAAAUAUAAGGACCUCAUGGAGCGGUUCGAAAAAUACCCAAAGAGCAUCAAGCUGCAAAAGGUACAAUUGCUCUACACCAAAAUAAUAAGCAUGAAGGCAAACAAGCUGUGGGAGGCAUUUAGGAAACACGAAAGUGUGAAGAGAAAUGAAGACAGAAAAAUCUACAGAAAUGCAAAAAGAACAUUAGACCCAGAGAAACUUACCCCUUGUCUAAAUGAACCGAUAAAAUAUGACCCCAAGGAAAAACAAAGGGUAAACGAAUUGUUUCACAAAUAUGUGAAGGACAAAGACCUUACCAAAGCAGCCCUCAUCAUAAGAAAACACACCAACCUGAUUGACACGAAGGAGAAGAAGAGCCAACAGAUAAUGAAAGAAUUUCUACGUUUGCAUGAAUACAUAUACAAAUGCAACAAGUACAGUGAAAAAGAACUGGCCCACUUGCGGAUGAUCUACUAUUCCACUGUUCAGAAACCGAGGGUUAUACGAAAAAUAUGCGAAGUAGGAAUGUGGGAACAGGGAGUAAACGCUACUCAUAAGGAAGUGUACGAAAAGCAACUAAAUGAGUAUUUGCAAAAGAGGGAGGCUCUACGGGAUGAAAGAAUGAAGAAGAAAAAUAUCGAUAUGGAUGAAAUACGAGACUUCAGUUCGGCAUAUCCUAUGGAAUGGUUGCCUGUUCUGUAUAAAGAUAUGUUUGAGCAAAUCGAACGGGAAAAAAAUUUAAAAAGUUCCGAGAGGAAAAGUGUCCUCAGUAAGAAAAGUGAUUCAAUCAAGAGGAUGUUUUCUCCUGGGGGGGCCGAUAGAGCUACUGGUGACGCCUCUCUGGGGAUGCCACCGAAGGAACGGUCGAGAGGCAAAGAGUCCACUCACGACCUCCUGAAUGUGAAGAACGAACUUAAGUUUGGCCGCAACGUCUUGAAUUACAAGAAGAAGAUCUUGGGCAAGAAUAGGCGCAAGCGGGAGGAGGCCUCCAAAGGGGGCACGUCCGGAGGAGGAGGGAAGUCUGCCAAGGGGGGUAAGGACUCCACCGAGGCGGAUUCGUAA
This is a messenger RNA of Plasmodium coatneyi, 2157 nucleotides long. RefSeq lists its product as uncharacterized. The transcript has a single exon. The coding region runs from base 1 to 2157 and encodes 718 amino acids. Lineage: Eukaryota; Apicomplexa; Aconoidasida; Haemosporida; Plasmodiidae. The record is from RefSeq and is a predicted model, not a curated record.